Molecule: messenger RNA, 1232 nt
Organism: Xiphias gladius (swordfish)
Lineage: Eukaryota; Metazoa; Chordata; Actinopteri; Istiophoriformes; Xiphiidae
Gene: opa3
Product: outer mitochondrial membrane lipid metabolism regulator OPA3
Exons: 2
Coding region: 136-606 (156 amino acids)
Biological process (GO): regulation of lipid metabolic process
Cellular component (GO): mitochondrion
Source: RefSeq, a predicted model, not a curated record
CCAGGUGAGCCACUGUGUGCGCACGCGGGGAGGCUCGUGACUGACUUUUGUCGAGGAUUUAACGUCGGUGGAGUCAACGUCAUCGCGUAACCUCUAACGUGCGCCCUCCCACGCCGGUGUUGCGUUUCCGCCAAGAUGGUCGUCGGCGCUUUCCCGAUCGCCAAGCUCCUCUAUCUCGGAGUGAGGCAGAUGAGCAAGCCCGUGGCGAAUCGGAUAAAAGCGGGAGCCCGGAGGAGCGAGUUCUUCAAGAACUACAUCUGUCUGCCGCCGGCACAGCUUUACCACUGGAUUGAGAUGAGAACAAAGAUGCGGAUCAUGGGCUUUCGGGGUUCCAUCAUUAAGCCGCUGAACGAGGAUGCGGCGGCAGAGCUGGGCGCGGAGUUGCUGGGAGAGGCGGUCAUCUUCUUCGUUGGUGGUGGAUGUAUGCUGCUGGAGUACAGCAGGCAGGCCGCUAACUCCCGCCGCAAAGAGGAGGAGCUGAACGAGACCAUCACAAGCCUACAGACUCAACUAGCAGAAGUAACACUUACCACAGAGACUCUGGACGCCCGGCUGAGAGAGGUCAACAGGCAGCUGCUGUUCUUUCCUGCUCCCACCAAGAAGUGAUUGAAUUAGUUCUUCGCUGUAUGGCUUGGCACUGUUUGUUGAUCUGUGUGUGAAGGAACCAACAUAGCACUGCCACAUGUACAGCCCGAUGACAACACUGCUUCACACACUGUCCCCUAAACCCACAAAGUUGGGUGGCGGGGCUGGACAUGAGCAUAUCAGUGCGCUUUGGAUUUGAGUGCUAUCAUUAGCUCAUGUUUUGAGCAACCAGUUGUAAAAGGAGAUUGCUAUGAUAUUCAUAGUGAUAUUCGGUGGUUCAUCUUGCAUGUUCAUUGUAAGACUUGAUUGUAUGUGAAGAUUUAAAGUACAAGGCAAUGGUGAACCUAACCUUACUAUAUUUGGUAAAAGGUCCAACACAUUACUUUUUAUUUCAGUGAUCCUCAUUGAUCUUACUCGCUUAGGAAACUCAGAUUCUAAUGCUUCGUUGACUUCAGUUGUGAGUGGCUCUAUAAUGCCACUCAAAAACAGACAAACAUCGGGUCACAUUGGUGGAUUGUUUUCGACAGUAUCCGCCCCUACAGAUUCAUGCUCAUGUCACAUUGUAUAUACGCUACUGGUUCAUGUACACUGGAUGUGAUGACAACUGUAAAGGGAAGGUAUAAAAUAAAACCGUACGGUGUCUGUCA